AUGUUUUUGAUACUGCGAUGUGUGGAUUUUUCUACUAGUCCAAUAAACGUAGAUGAGUACUUUUUAGAGUUCUUAAACUUCAGCAAUACGUCUGAACAUGGACCUUUUGAACAAUUGCAGAAUGUGUUAAAAGCUCUUGAUCUUGAUGAUGUGAGAGGACAGGGAUAUGGCAUUGGGUCUCUGGUGAAAGGAGGAGCUGAAGGGUUAGCUCUUGAACCAUUGUCAACCAUACGCUGGGAGAGUUGCCUUGAAUGUGUCAAAGCAAUAAGGUUCCAUGCUUCAGAUAUAAUAGAAGCCUUACUUCAAGUAGCAGAUACUGAGUUUGACCUCGGAAUAGUCAGCCAAACUAAUUGUCUAGCAACAUAUGGUCUUGAAUAUGAGUUCUUGUUAGGUAUGAUCAUUUGGUUUGAUAUAUUAUCUGCUGUUGAAUCUGUAAGCAAAUACUUGCAAUCUAAAGUUAUGCGUCUUGAUAUUGCUAUUAUUGAAGUAAAAAGGUUGAUCAAGCUUUUUGAGAAGUACAGGGAAGUUGGGUUUGCAGAAGCACUGAAUGUUGCUAAAGAAAUUGCCACCAAAACGGAAAUUGACUCUGUGUUUGAUGAAGAACUUGAAAUUCGUAGGAAAAAAAAAAAACGUUUUGGCAAGAAUGCUGAUCAGUCAACCCCUGAAUCACUUGAAGAAUCCUUCAGAGUUCAGUAUUUUUUUUUAUUUACUGUGGAUCAAGUUACUGGUUUAUUGAAGAGUACACUUGCACAGUACCAAGCAUAUGAGGAUAUCUCUGGGUUCCUAUUUUGUUCUCAGAAGUUGAACUCAUUAGGGGAGGAACAUUUACAAACUUCUUGUGAUCAUCUUGCAAUGUUUCUUAAUCAUGGGAAGUUUGCUGAUUUUGAUGAGAACAGCUUAUUCAAAGAACUGAAAAGCUUUCGGAAGCAGUUGCCGAAAGAGAAUAUGACAGCCAUUGAGAUAUUGAAUUUUAUGAAAGGACUGGACUUCCUUCCACAUGCAUCAAUAGCCUAUAGAGUUAUGCUGACCGUACCUUCCUAUUCACAUCCACUGGUGGUCUUUCAAAGUUGGAGAUACUGA
Molecule: messenger RNA, 1080 nt
Organism: Argentina anserina (silverweed cinquefoil)
Lineage: Eukaryota; Viridiplantae; Streptophyta; Magnoliopsida; Rosales; Rosaceae
Exons: 2
Coding region: 1-1080 (359 amino acids)
Source: RefSeq, a predicted model, not a curated record